AUGGAGGCUACUUCUCCCCAAGUCCGACAGGAGUUUCAGUUUGAUAUCUUUCCAAGACUCAAAUCUUCGGGGUCAAAUAGAGGGGGUGUUGAAGGCCCAGGACCCACUCUACCUGAGAAUCCAUCACCAUCCUCGCAGAUACUCCACAACAUGCCUAAUGGUUUGGCUCCCGCGUCAGCACGGCUGGCUCCCACAAAGAAACCUGUGAGUUGGAGAGGCCCUUCUGUGGUUGGGGCUGGGCUGCAGAACAUGGGAAACACAUGCUACAUGAAUGCAGCCCGGCAGUGUCUGACAUACACGCCACCACUCUCCACCUAUAUGCUGUCCCAGGCGCACUCCCGAUUCUGUAGGAAGCAGACAUUCUGCAUGCUGUGUGGUCUGCAGGCUCACAUGACCAGGGCCCUCUGCCAUCCCGGAGAAGUGAUCUGGCCUCCGCUCAAACUGUUCACUGCCUUUCACAUGCACAGGCAGGAAGAUGCCCAUGAGUUUCUGAUGUUCAUUCUGGAUGCCAUGCACCAAGCGUGUUGGCAUGAGGACAGGCCUUCAGAGCCUCAGGCUGAGGACACCACCCUCAUCCGGCAAACCUUUGGAGGAUACUGGAGGUCUCAAAUACAGUGUCUCCAAUGCCAGGGGAUUUCCAACACUUUCGACCCUUACCUGGACAUUACGGAUAUCAGGGCAGCUCAGAGUGUGAGCCAGGCUUUGCAACAGUUGGUGAAGCCCGAGCAGCUUGAUGGCCAAAAUGCUUAUCGUUGUAGUACUUGUCUCGACAAGGUAUCUGCUUCCAAGACGGUGACUUUGGACACUUGCUCCAAGGUCCUCAUGCUGGUAUUGAAACGAUUCUCCCAUUUCACGGGCAGCAAACUGGCGACGGAAGUCCAAUAUCCUGAGUGCCUGGACAUGCAACCAUACAUGUCUGAGCAGAAGGGGGGAUCCAUGAUUUACAUGCUCUAUGCCGUGCUGGUGCACUCGGGGUGGAAUGGUCACAGCGGACAUUACUUCUGUUACAUCAAAGCUGGGAACGGCCAGUGGUACAAAAUGGAUGAUGCCAAGGUCACUGCCUGUGAUGUGACUUUGGCCCUGAGCCAACAUGCAUAUGUCCUCUUUUACAUCCAGAAGAGUGAAUGG
Messenger RNA from Suricata suricatta (meerkat), 1128 nucleotides. Its product is annotated as ubiquitin carboxyl-terminal hydrolase 17-like protein 6. The record is from RefSeq and is a predicted model, not a curated record. Gene Ontology annotation, biological process: regulation of apoptotic process; protein deubiquitination. Gene Ontology annotation, cellular component: nucleus; cytosol. Gene Ontology annotation, molecular function: cysteine-type endopeptidase activity; cysteine-type deubiquitinase activity. Lineage: Eukaryota; Metazoa; Chordata; Mammalia; Carnivora; Herpestidae.